Microthlaspi erraticum is the source of this 2205-nucleotide messenger RNA. The record is from the annotation of a GenBank genome assembly. NCBI's taxonomy places the organism in Eukaryota, Viridiplantae, Streptophyta, Magnoliopsida, Brassicales, Brassicaceae.
AUGGCGGAGGCGGCGACGACGAAGGUUCUGUAUUUAGUGGUGCUCGACGAUGCGGCUGCGGCGGCGAAACGAGACGGUAAUUGGGAAGAUUCGUUUCGGUACACGCGUCCUGUUUUGCAGAGUACUCUUCAGCUUAUGGGAUGCAAGGCGCGUCACGCCUUCAAGAUAAGCAGGAGGGUUUUUGAGCUAAUAAGAAGUGAGGGAUCUUGUAAUUCCUCACCAGAGCAUGGGAAGGAAUCUGAAUUUGCAAAAGAAGGUGGUGGUUCGACCUGUGUAGAAGAGAUAAACCGUUUGGUUGGUGAUAAUGAUGAUGUUGACAAGGAGAAAAGCAAACCAUUUGAGAUGUACAAAAGGCGCACAACUGUUGUUGUUUCUCGGCAAAUAUUCUUGGAUGUUGUGUGUGAUGCCCUGGCUGAGUAUAAGUAUGUUGGCCGUGACCAAAGGGCAGAUUUGAUUUUGGCAUGCAGAAUCCGAGAAAGGAAAGAGUCUGUAACUAUUCUGCUCUGUGGCACCAGUGGCUGUGGAAAAUCUACAUUGUCCGCAUUGCUGGGUAGCAGGCUGGGCAUAACGACUGUUGUAUCAACUGACUCGAUAAGGCACAUGAUGAGAAGCUUUGCUGAUGAGAAGCAGAAUCCAUUGCUUUGGGCUUCAACGUACCAUGCUGGAGAGUACCUUGACCCUGUGGCAGUUGCUGAGUCAAAAGCCAAAAGAAGAACCAAAAAGUUGAAAGGCUCUCGAAGUGUAAGCUCCAAUAUCCAGAAGAUGCCGGACGCUGAAUCAAACCCGAGCACAACUGAGUUGAUAAGUGAUAAGCAGAUGGCUGUAGAAGGUUACAAGGCACAAAGCGAGAUGGUGAUUGACAGUCUCGACAGGCUCAUUACCACAUGGGAAGAGAGGAAAGAGUCUGUAGUCGUUGAAGGAGUCCACUUAAGCCUUAACUUUGUGAUGGGACUGAUGAAGAAGCACCCUUCGAUUAUUCCCUUCAUGGUGUACAUUGCCAACGAGGAGAAACACUUGGAACGGUUUGCAGUCAGAGCAAAGUACAUGACGUUGGAUCCAGAGAAGAACAAGUAUGUGAAAUAUAUACGUAACAUCAGAACAAUACAGGACUAUCUAUGUAAACGAGCUGAUAAACAUCUCGUUCCCAAGAUAAACAACACAAACGUCGACAAGAGCGUGGCUACGAUCCACGCGACUGUCUUCAGCUGCCUGCGUAGACGCGAAGCAGGAGAGAAGCUCUAUGACGCAACUACAAACACCGUUGCUGUUAUUGACGACGAGCACAGGAACCAAUGCGCAGCCACUUCGUUAAGUUCCAAGGGAAUGUUGCAGCUGAUCCAGAGAAAAGGAUCGUCUAGGCGGUUAAUGGCUCUACUGAAUACAGACGGCACUGUAGCGAAAACUUGGCCUGUUGGCUCCGUUGAUAAGACCGGAAAAGAGCCUGCCGUCUUUGGUACUGAGAUGGAUAAUGGAACAGAGCAUCCCGUCUAUGGAUACCUACAGAAAGCUGAGCCGGUGAAUCUUCAGUUCGGUCUUCUUGGGAUCAGCGCUUGGCCUAGCGACGGCGCAACGAGUCACGCCGGGAGCAUAGACGAGUCGAAAGCGGAUUUUCUUGAAACCGGAAGCAGGCAUUACUCUUCUUGCUGCAGCUCCCCACGGAUAUCUGAGAGUGCUUCAAAGGAGCGCAAAGAGGAGCAGUCUGUUCAUGGGAGCGAUGAUGAAGAUGAAGAAGCCGAUGAUGAUUUUCCUGAGCCAGAUUCUGAUGAAGAUCUCAGUGAUAACAAUGACGAACGCGACCGUGAAGAGGUUGGAUCGGUGGAUGAGGAAUCGACGAAGUCAGAUGAAGAGUACGAUGAUUUGGCAAUGGAAGACAAGAGUUACUGGACUGACAACGAAGACGAGGCUCGUGACACUAUCUCCAUGGUGACUGAAAACAACCGUAACGAGGCUGCUGCAAAGCCUGACAACAAAGAUGACAAAUACACCAAAAACCUCGACCUUUUCCUCAAGACGGCGAGCCAGCCAUUGACUGAGUCUCUUGAGCUAACGUCUGAGUUUAGGAACAGAAUCGUAGUCGCUGACUCGGAUAAGGCCAAGAUGAGGAAACGUUCGCUUAGUAUUCCGGCUGUCGGGAAACAUGGUUCGAUCAUUGAUGACCAGAUUUUGGCUAACCAGAUUGAUCAUGUUCUCUUGAAUGCGCCAUGA